Messenger RNA from Peronospora belbahrii, 1179 nucleotides. The record is from the annotation of a GenBank genome assembly. NCBI's taxonomy places the organism in Eukaryota, Oomycota, Peronosporomycetes, Peronosporales, Peronosporaceae.
AUGGUUUCUCAUCCUUCGAGCAGUGUGAAACAACAUUAUAACCCUCCGACGUCUAAUGCAUCAAGCUCUUCUUUAUUUCAAGCGACGGGAGAGGCCAGUCGUGAUUUACAAAUCACCGGCGUAACCCGUCGAAACACCAGCUGGCAGUAUCAUAUUGAAGUGCUCGAUGUGCGCGCGUCCAGCUUCAAUAGCAAUCAUAUGACCAUCUGUGUCCGUAAAAUGAGCAUGGAAAACAACAGCAGUGUCAUUACAAAUGCUUCAGAAGAAGAACAGAGCUCUGUGUACCCGGAUUUACCGCCGGUUGUACGAUAUACAGUCACAAGACGAUACACGGACUUCCGCCAGCUGUACAAUUAUCUGGUGGAUACACAUGGUAUAGCAUUACGAGAUGCUCUGCCGAAGUUCCCGGACGGAGGUUGGAUCUCCUAUCUCCGUGGAGACGACCCAAGACUACUGCAUUAUAGACGUGAGAGAUUGCAGCGAUUUUUACGAGCUGUGGACACUCGUCGAGAACUGCGGUGGAGUGUGGCGUUCAAGAAUUUCCUGCGGCCAGAUCUUCAAGACAUUGCAUCCAUCACUACAAGCACCUCAAGCUCGACGUUGUUUGCUGAUAACCUGUCUAUCGCUACCUCAAGCAGUAGCAACAAUAUCGACACGCGGCUUCUACCACCCCCGCCAAUCUCAGCGCCAACGUCACUUCCACCACGCCAUAGUCGUAUUGAUAAACCGGAUGCCAUCGCUGUGCCACCUGUGAGCUCAUCGGGCGGUUACGUAUCGCUGUCGCAACUCAAGUCUCCUGAGAUUCGCUUUAGAAAGAAAAUGGUCCCAGGAAGCGCUGAUCCACGUGGCGACUUGAAGCGCCGACGGUUGUAUCUUUACAGUCAAGAUGCAGACGAUAUGGAUGUUGAGCAGCGUAAACCUUCUGCUAAAAAACAAUUUGUGAUGGCGCUUAGUGGUGCGCUUGGCUUCAAACGCUUUGUUGUGGGGGUCGGAAGUGGUGUCAUCGGGGCUCUGGGUCGAAUGGGCAGUGAGCGAUUGGACUCUGUAGAGACCGCUGAGUACCAAGAUGAUGAUAGUGAUACAGAGGGGGAAAGAGGGUCGAGUGAAAGCGCGUGUGACCGCAACGCUACCUUGCUCAAGAUCUUGUCUAGUGGGGGUAGUCAAACUAUACAGCACUAA